GGCGCUGCCCAUGAUCCCAAGUUGGUGAUUAUUUUUAAGGGGUAGAAACGUGGUUUGGUGAUCUCUCCAGGCAAGGGAUCUGAGAUGGGGCUUACUGGCUGUCUGACAGCCUUCCAGAGAAGGAUCUGGGUGACAUCUGUGGGGUCCAAGAAGCAGCUCCUUCAGCGACCUAAAAGCAAGGACUUCGAUGGCGUGCCCGGACUCUGCACAAGAGGGCUUUAUGGGGGAUCUCUGAGAAGGGGACGGGUCUCCCCCGGGGUGCCAUGGCUGAAUCCUUCCCUCCACGGUGCCCCCCGGUCCUUCCUUGGCUUUCCCCUCGGGCUCUUCUUUGAAGGGCGGCACCGCGGCUUCGCGAAAGCUGCCAAGCCAAAGAGCGUCCGGCAUGCCAAAGCCACCGACGAGGCUGCCCCCAUUUUCAAAUAUGUGGGAGACCGAGCCAAAAGGAAAGAACGGGUCUUUGUGUGCGGCUUCACCUACUCGGGGGCUCUGGGCAUCCCUUCCUUUAUCAUCCCAGAUGCAGGGAAAAAGCGAAGGCGGAUCCAGCCCACGCCUUACCGCCUAGAGGUGAUGGAGAAGAUUUCUUCUGCUGCUUGUGGCUAUGGGUUCACACUUCUGUCCUCCAAAACAAUGGAUAUUAACAAGGUCUGGGGAAUGGGGCUGAAUAAAGAUUCUCAGAUUGGAUUUCACAGGAGCAGGAAAAAUAAAUCUAAAGGCUAUGAAUAUGUCUUGGAGCCCAGCCCUGUUCCCUUGCCACUGGCCAAGCCACAGCAGAGCAGAGUUUUGCAAGUAUCUUGUGGGAGAGCACAUUCUUUGGUGUUAACAGAAGAAGGAGUCUUUAGCAUGGGCAACAACGCUUAUGGCCAAUGUGGCCGAAAAGUGAUUGAAGGUGAAAUAUACAGUGAGAGCCAGAUCAUUAACAAACUGCAAGGAUUUGAAGACAGAGUGGUCCAAGUUGCCUGUGGGCAGGAUCAUAGCCUCUUCCGGACUGAAAAAGGAGAUGUUUAUUCUUGUGGUUGGGGAGCGGAUGGCCAGACAGGCCUAGGCCACUACGACAUAGCGAGUGUUCCCACAAAACUGGGCGGGGACAUUGGAGGCGUCCGCAUUACACAGGUCGCAACCUAUGGAGAUUCUUGCCUGGCUGUAUCAGAGACUGGCGAGCUCUUUGGAUGGGGAAAUUCAGAAUAUCUUCAGCUGACCUCUGUUACUGAGACGACCCAGGUCAAUGUGCCCAGGCAUUUGCGCUUCAAUGUUGGAAAAGUGAAGGAAGCUUCCUGUGGUGGAACUGGCAAUGCCAUCUUAACUGAGGAAGGCCAUGUUUUUGUGUGGGGUUAUGGGAUCCUUGGGAAAGGACCAAAUCUUAUGGAAACAGCCAUUCCUGAGAUGAUCCCACCUUCCCUGUUUGGCUUGUCAGACUUCAACCCUAAUAUUUGCGUGGACCGGAUCCGUUGUGGAUUAAACCAGUUUGCGGCGAUCACUAACCACGGAGAACUCUUUAUAUGGGGCAAAAAUGUGCGAGGAUGCUUGGGAAUUGGCAGGAUGGAAGACCAGUACUUCCCCUGGAGGGUAAGAAAUGACCUUGUUAUGGUUUGUCACAUAGUCAGCCAGAUGUUUAGACUGGACUUGGCAUUUUUGCCUACCUAUUAAGUGCAUCCCGCUCUCUGGGAUAGGCAGAUGUUCUGGGAUGUCAGCUGUUCCAAGUAUAGCUGCCUUUUGCAAUUGACUGAGGGUGAGUUUGUCAAUGCCAGUGGGUUUUGUCAGUGCUGAAGGUUUUUGUCAGCUAUCGUUAUUUAAAUGCAUAUUCUACCCAGCUGCCAGCACCUCUGGGCAGUUUACAAAUGAUUUAAAAUUUGAAAAAACAGCCCAUAGAAACCAAGAAACAAAAGAAGGAUAGAAAUUGUAGAAAAACAGACCAGGUAGAAACAAAAUAAUCUAGGCUAAAAGGAAGCUUCACUCAUCCUCACUGAAGACUUGGAUGAAGAGCUUAAUCUUCAGGUCCCUUCAUAAUCCCAACAGGGUGGGGUGGGGCAUUCAUUCAGAUCUUGGGGGCAGCCUCAUUCCAGAUACUCUUUUGAAGAGUAUUUGUUUUUAAAAAGGAUCUCGCUGCAACUGUAGGAUUGGCCAGCAGUAGCAGCAGCAACCUAAAUAGAAAUGUCAAAUCAGCAGAUAUCUGUAUUCCAGCAUCCCGAGCUCCAGAAGAUAAAUUGGAAUGCUCCUGCAUUAUUAAUUGUAGCUUGCCUACCAACCCAGAAUAUACUAUUUUUUUUGCUAAUGUGCUUUUUGCUAUUUGAUUCUGGUCCUUAUUAGAAGUUUUAUUGGUUUGAAGCAACUACAAAGCUCUACCAAGCUGGAAAAUUUUUGAAACUUGCUUUCUUCAAGGUCAACCCUGUUUUCUGGGCUCAGUGUUCAACAUAGGAAACCUUUCCAGAGCUACAUCCUAGUCCUAUUAGUUGAGAGAGUGAGUAUGGGGGAAUGGAAGUCCAAAAUGCUCCAACUGGUUUAAGAGUCUUAGCAUAUAUAGUAGCAAUAUGCAUAUUUUAAAAAUAUUUCAGAAGUGAUUUGGACCUCAUGGAAACAGCACUUCUUAGCUCCUUCUAAAGCAGCCCAGUCUUUUGCAGCCUUAUUCACUAGCUUGAAAAAAAUAAAUCGUUGCUGCUGCUGGUUUACAGAAUCCACUUCUUAAAAUUAAGACGGGUGGUUGUCUGGUGCAAAUUUCAAAGCAAUUUUCUUAGUUGUUUCCGAAGCAUGCACAGCCCUAAUAUGAGCUGUGGUGACGCAGUGGUUAGAAUGCAGUACUGCAGGCUACUUCUAUUGACUGCCAGCUGCCAGCAAU
Messenger RNA from Pseudonaja textilis, 2830 nucleotides. NCBI's taxonomy places the organism in Eukaryota, Metazoa, Chordata, Lepidosauria, Squamata, Elapidae. The record is from RefSeq and is a predicted model, not a curated record.